Messenger RNA from Penaeus monodon (black tiger shrimp), 1602 nucleotides. RefSeq names its product axoneme-associated protein mst101(2)-like (gene stai). Gene Ontology annotation, molecular function: tubulin binding. Lineage: Eukaryota; Metazoa; Arthropoda; Malacostraca; Decapoda; Penaeidae. The record is from RefSeq and is a predicted model, not a curated record. Gene Ontology annotation, biological process: microtubule depolymerization; regulation of microtubule polymerization or depolymerization; neuron projection development. Gene Ontology annotation, cellular component: cytoplasm; neuron projection.
UCAGUGUCUGCCCGGCUCCCGCUCCGUCAACACUGCCACUACAACCUACACUGCCCUCCCCCCCACCCCAAGGCUGUGCCACGAUCCAGUGCUGCGAGAGAGAGAGAGAGGCCGAGUCCGCGAGACAUUGGGCAUCCUCUCACCCCCCAACCAAUACCCACAACCCCUUUGCCCUCUGCCCACCAGCGGUGCCAGGCCUUCAUGGUGUAGUGGCGGCCUUCCCGUCGAGUGAGUCGCCUCUCGCUUCCGCAGCCCGAACGCACUCGCUCGCUCGCUCGUGACGCUCCCUCUCUUCCAACCUUCGUGUUCUCUGCGUUGUGUGCGCGCGUGGACUCUUUCGCAAACUCUGAUAGGGGGGAAAAAUCGAGAACUAUUAACUCCACACUCACGCACACACUCUAAGAUGCUGAUUGGACUCGUUCGAGACUCCUUCCUCAGGUGCUUCUGUCAGACCUGCUCCGUCAACUCCGCCAUUCCAGGGCGGUACCAUAAGAAGCCAAUUAAGAAGACGAACAAGAAGCCCAAAUGCAAACAGCCCAAGAAGUGCAGGAAGUAUGUCGCCACCGAGAUCAGGUGCGAAGAGAAGUCCCGCGGAGGCAUGUGCUACGAGGUGAUCCUGGCCGAGCCCUCUGCCGACAAGCCCACCCCCACCACCACCUCCCCCCGGCCCAAGAGCAUGACUGCCGAGGAGAUCACCCAGAAGCUCCUGCAGGCUGAGGAGCGCAGGAAGUCGAUGGAGGCCUCCCGCCUGGCCAGCGUGGGCGAGCGCCUGACCCGCCUGGAGGAGGCGAGCCGCAAGAGAGAGGAGACCAACGCCGCCUUCAUCGCUGCCACUCAGACCGCCCUCGAGGACAAGCUUGACACUACCUCCAGCAACCGCGAGGCCUACCUCAACGGCCUCCGCGCCAAGAUCUCGGACCAUCUGAAUAACGUGGAGAGCGUGCGCAAACAGCUGGACGCACAGACGGACGAGCUGCGCCAGACCAUCGAGGACAAGCUGCGCUCCGCCGAGGAGAACAGGAACGAGAACAUGGGCAAGAUGCUCGAGAAGCUGAAGGACCAUGAGGAGUACGCCCAGAAGGUGCGUCUGGGUCACGAGGAGGCCAUCCGGCAGCUGGAGGAGCGAAUUCAGGCCAAGCUCGAGAUCGCAGAGGCCAACCGUGAGACAGAGAUCAUGAAGAAGCUCGAAACUCUCCGGGAACACUCCAAUAAAAUCAAUGAGGCCCAAGAGCUGGUUAACAAGAAGGCCGAGGAGGUGUUGAAGCAGCGCGAGCAGGAAGUGGCGGCCAAGGAGGAGCGCCUGCGGAAGAUCUCGCAGGAGAAGGAGGCCAAGAGGCAGGAGCACACGAAGACGGUGAGCGAGAAGAUCGAGCAGGCGCACGAGAACAAGGCCAAGGAGGAGGAGGAGCUCAAGAAGAAGACGGCGGAGAAGCUGGAACAGAAGCUGGAGAUCGCCGACAAGAACCGGAUGGAGAUGGCGGAGAAGGCGAAGAAGGCCAAGGAGGAACAAGAUCGCCGAGCUGAGCUAGUCCGUGCUAACAAGGAGCGUCUCAUGGCCGCCGAGAAGCACGAGACCGCCUCAUCCGGUUAAUUAGCUAAUUA